AUGGCGGAGCAAACGAGGAUAGCCAUUGUUGGCGCGGGUAUGGGCGGCCUUGCCGCGGCUCUCGCCCUUGCAAAAGCCGGCCAUAAGAACAUCACGAUAUAUGAAAAUGCCCCAGUCAUGGGCUUCGUAGGCGCAGGAAUUCAACUAGCACCCAACAUGGCCCGCAUCCUUGACCGGUUAGGCUGCUGGGGCCCAAUCCGCGACGAAGCCGUCGUAUGCGCAAACACAUCCAUUAGGGAAGGUUCAACAGACAAGGAGCUGGGAUUUGUAGAUCUAGGAUACGUCAAGGAAAAGUACGGAUACCCACACAUGGUUGGCCACCGAGCCAGUCUUGCAAACGGUCUAUUCGAAGGUUGCAAGAAGGAGAGUGGCAUCACAUUCAAGCUGGGCUGCACAUUGUCCGAUUUUCGCUUCGGCCCCAAGCCCAAAUUCACAGUUACUCCAUCUCAAGGCAAUCUCGAGCCCUACCAGGUCGAAUGCGACAUUCUCCUCGGCGCCGACGGAGUCAAGAGCAACACUCGAGUCGCCAUGCUCAAGGAACUCGGACACACAGGCUCUGCCCGCGACUCUGGCCAAGCCGCCUACCGCAUCAUGCUGAACCGCUCGCAAAUGGAGCACGACCCGGAGCUACUCAAGCUCAUCGAUUCAGACACAGUGACACGCUGGAUUGGCGAGAAGAAACACAUCAUCGCAUACCCGAUCCACAACAAGCAAAUCUACAACAUCUCGACCGCGCAGCCAGACACAAACUUUGCCGGCGCCCCAGACGCACAGUACACGACAAGGGGCAGCAAGAAAGCCAUGCUGGGCGUCUACGGCGACUUUUGCCCCAUGAUCCACCGCAUGCUGAACUUGGUGCCCGAAGGCGAGGUCGUCGAGUGGAAGCUCAGAGUCCACGACCCGUUGACAACGUGGGUCCACGGCCCAACUGCCCUGGUAGGCGAUGCAUGCCACCCGACGCUCCCGCACAUGGCCCAGGGUGCCGCGCAAGCCAUUGAAGACGGUGCCGUCCUCGGUGUCGUCCUAUCGCCCAAGCGCAUCGCAGACGGCAAGCCCGAAACCAUUGAGCGCGCACUGCGCUUGUACGAGAAGCUGCGGAAGCCGAGGGCUGAGGCGCUGGUGGAACUCGCGGCCGAGAGCGGGCGCCAGAUGCAUCUGGGUGCGGGCAAGGCCAAGGAGGAGCGCGACAAGGCGUUUGCGGCUCUCAAGGAGGGCAAGGGCAAGGUCCCGGAUCGCUGGGCCGACGCUGAUGUGCAGGCGAAUGUGUAUGGAGUCGAUGUUGUGGCGCAGGCGGAGGAGCUGUGUGACAAGGAAGGAUUCGGACCAAAACUGUGA
Bipolaris victoriae FI3 is the source of this 1335-nucleotide messenger RNA. RefSeq lists its product as hypothetical. Gene Ontology annotation, molecular function: monooxygenase activity; FAD binding. The record is from RefSeq and is a predicted model, not a curated record. The transcript has 2 exons. The coding region runs from base 1 to 1335 and encodes 444 amino acids. Gene Ontology annotation, biological process: secondary metabolite biosynthetic process. NCBI's taxonomy places the organism in Eukaryota, Fungi, Ascomycota, Dothideomycetes, Pleosporales, Pleosporaceae.